GUAUAACAGCAUUAGAAAUGGCGGAGGGGAAGCCCCCUUAUGGUGACAUUCACCCUAUGCGUGCCAUAUUCAUGAUCCCCACUAAGCCACCGCCAUCAUUCCGAGAGCCCGACCAGUGGCAACCCGAGUUCAUUGACUUCGUGUCCAGAUGUCUAGUGAAGAACCCCGAGGAGAGAGCGACGGCAUCCAAGCUCCUCCAACAUCAGUUCAUCCGUGGUGCUCAGCCGGCCAGCAUUCUAAGGAACAUGCUGGAGGAGGCAAUGGAGAUCCGUGAGAACCAGAAUUCCAACCGGCAGAACCAAAUCAAGCAUAUCACGGAAUCGUUGUCGCAACAGCAGUCCCCUCAGCUCCAAUUGCCGGGGAUGAGCACACAAGCUGAGCAAGACAACAAAAACAAUGAGCACAACCAAACCCACCAUCAGCACCACCCCAACCUGGCUAAUAAUGAGAUCCAGGAAAUCAUUGAUGUCAAGGACGACGAUGAAGUGGACAGUCGGACGAUGGUCAGGUAUAGUGCCGGUGGGGGUGACAGUGGCACCUUGCGCCCCGCCAACAAUGAGGGCACUCUGAUGGCGCCCCUGCAGUCUGGUGGCACUCUCGUCUCACCAGUAGACUCAGCGACGCUCUCCUCAGACCUCGGGACAAUGGUCAUCAACUCUGACAAUGAAGAUGAAGACGAGGACUCCACGAUGAAGAGGCAUGACACCGCUCCUGGUGAGCAGAGCAAGAAAUACAGGCCUUUGUUCCUUGACCAUUUCGAUAAAAAAGAACAAGAAAAGAGGGCAAGAAGUAAAGGUUCGAAGGAUAACUCUCCGCUGGAGCAGUUGGCGCCGCAGCAAUAUGUUGGGACGGGCCGACCUAUUGUUACACAACAGCACCCGACGUCACAAUCAUCGCAGUUGCCUUUAGAAGAAAAACAAUUACUACAACAGCCUCAGCACUCACAGCAGCAGCAACCACAGCCCAGCACAGUGCAUCACCAACAGCAUCAACAACAACAACAAAUACAGCUACAACAACAACAGCAACAGGUGCAAAACAGCCAGGCCUUCGAGGACCAGCAAGGUGGAGACGGCACAAUGGUUUACUCUCCAACGGCGCUAAUACACUCGCAGCCGAAGCCCAUGUCGGCCGAGGAGCAACAGAAGUUCGAGUGCUCAAAUUUGGAAGAAGAACAAAAUAAUCUGCAGAGACAGUUAGUUCAGAUGAACAAACCAGCCAAUCACCAGCCACUGCCAUCUCGAGGUGUUGCAGCCGAGAAUCAACCCAAGUUCCAGAGAUCCUUCAUUGAUGGCGACUUUGAUUUUCUCAAAAACCUGACUUAUGAAGAAUUACAUCAGCGGAUGGCUACUCUAGACCAAGAAAUGGAACGGGAAAUUGAUGAGUUACGUCAACGCUAUCAUGCUAAACGACAACCUAUCCUUGAUGCUAUGGACCAGAAAAGGAAGAGACAGCAGAAUUUCUAGCAGAAUUGUGCUCUUUAUAUCUUUUAUAAUAUGACAUGUGCCGUAAACUUUUAAAAGAUGUAAAUUUGAAAAUGAUAUUCGACUCGCCAAGAGAGUGGAUACACAUAACAAGUUAAAGUUAAGAUGAUGAUGGUGGCUAAGAAGUUGGGAGAAAUACCAAACACAGAUGCCAAGCAUAUCUGCCUGAUAUGAGGUCACUGUGCAAUGUGUGCCAUUUGAUUCAUAUCCCUGCUUAGUGCAAGCACUGCCUGUCGUAAGAAAAUGAAUGAGUUCAACAGAAGUCAUUCAAAUGAUCUGACCUUGAUGUCCAAAGGAGGACUGGGAGUGCACCGGUUGCCAAUUAUACUAAAGAUUGCUUGUGGAUCGUCAUCAGCCAUUAGUAUGGAAAGAUGAGUGCUGCCUGCCCAUGGCCAGCAUGAGAUGGUUAAACUUACUUGAUAUGUGAAAAUAUAAAAAGCGUAAUUGUUUUGUGGACGAGAUACUCACGGACUUGCUCGUUGUGACCCCAAGCUGUGAGCUGACCAUCCGAGCAGGGCGUUGCUGGUCAUCACUCCUAGAGAGCUCAAGAUUUGUCAUGUUUAUAUGAAUUUUUUCAUUCAUUUGCCUUCCUUGAUUAAUGCUACAUAUAUAUCUGUGAACCUCAUGGUCUAGAAAGCAAAGAAGUGGCUGUCAGACUUAAUUAAAGACAUAUUGUGAGGAAAUAUUUUGAGAAAUGGUAGUGUAAUAUAAUUUUUUUGUUUGCUAUUAAACAUCUGAUUCAUGUCUUCCUGUCUUGUUUAAUAGGCAGUGCAGAGGUUGCCUACCUGCCAGGCCAUGCAUUCAGUGCCUAUUCACUGUUGUGUGGAUGGUCCCUGUACAUGGCUGUUUUGAGUUCUCUGCACAGCUUUGUAUCUGGAACUGUACGCAGCAGCAUGCCCCAUCUCAGCCCAAAGCUUUUGUUUAGGCUGUACAUUACUGUGUUGUGAUGUUUGGGCAGAGCUGUGUGGGUAGUCUCUGCAUGCAGGUUUGUCUGUGGGCGCCAAACACUGCCAUAACUCUCACGCUGGGAGGCUCGUGCCAAGCUUCUCUUCCAUCUGAUUUUUCUACAGGUUUUGACUACACUGUUUGCAGUGUUGAAUAUUGUAGUUUGUACUUAUUCCUUUUUGGUGUUCAUUUUAUAUGCUGUGGUGAGAGGGAGAGAGCAAGAGAGAGCGUAAGAGAAGAAAAAGGUUCAACUGUCCAUAUUCAGAGAUAAUUUAUGCAUUCAGAUAAGGUUUUCCAGUCAUUAGUUGUAAGUUUUAUUGUAGAUCCUCAAUUUGUUUGCCAAAAUCUGAUCAUCCAUGAAGAAGAGGAAGAAGGAAAGUCUUGGAAGUCUUGGUGCAUAAGAGGUGACUGCACGCUGGCCGUCAGCUUCUUCAGCCAGACGAGAAACCCUGGAACAACAUUUGUGGUGUGGAUGUUGCCAUAUCUCUAACUUGUAUCUGAAUGUACAUAAUUAUUCUUUCUUUUUUAUGACUUCUGAAAAAGAGAAACGAAAAAACUUAGGGAGUGAAUUGACUUUCAUACAUAUCUUGAGAUGGCCUUAAUGCUGGGGUCCGACUGAACGUUUAAAGGCUUGCACGUAAGUUCAAAAAGUUUUGUCGAGAAAGAGGGCAUUAGUGAUGGUCUGAUCCUUGUGUAGUUAGAGCAGGAAUGUGGAUGAUGAUGUGACAGUAUGUACUAUUACAGCUUUUAAACUAUGAUGCAUUCCUUUCUUUUCAUGUUCACGUAUUGCAUUUUACAUUUUUUACUGUAGGCCCUUCCCCCCCUUUUUUUUUUUUUUAAAUCCUAGAUAGGUUAAUGUAACCAAUAACUGUGCUAAUAGAAUGUUUUUUUUUUUUCUCAUUUUAUCAUACUAAUUUGAGUAUUUUAUUUUUGUCUGUGGUAUUCACCUCUCUUUUCAUGUAUAGAUGACUGUACAGCAUCCUCUCGUUUAUUUAUUAACUGGACAGGUAUCCUUAUUCUAUCUUUUUCUUUGUCUUUCUUUUCCUUUUUGUGCAAAACUUAUUUUAACCCACACUUUUCAAGGAUUGCACGAAAGCACCUCAAAAGCUGGUGAUGGUUUAUGGUGUCACAGAUGUAAAGCUAGAGAUGUGUUAGUUUGCAGGUGACGACUGAUCCUUUGUAACUUCUAGUCAGGUAAGGAAUCACUCGCCAAUUCAGGCUUAACCCGGAGGAGAGGAGAACAGAACAAGAGUUUCUUGAUUGAGUGAUUUGUCAUGUUUCUGCCAUUUAUCAUUGUUAUUAUUAUUUUUUUUUCUUUUCUGUAAGGAACGAAUAACAAAACCCAAAACCAAAAAAGAGGAAAAAAAAAAAAGUGCCAGGUAGCAUCUGUGAUCUGUGACGUCUCUCGGCACAGACUUCACAUGUGCGCAGUGUAGUGUCAUUGUGUAGCGAACCGCAUUUUCCUUUUAAGCCAAGUGGCCACAGAGGCUGGCGUCAAUCGCUCUGCAAAACUGAUGCAACUUGUUUUUUAUACAUGUAUGUGUGUAUGGUCUUUAUCAUUAUUGUAUGAAUAAUUGUUGUGAUUGAUGAUGAUGAUAUUAUUAUUAUUAUUAUUAUUAUUAUUAUUAUUAUUAUUAUUAUUAUUAUUAUUAUUAUUAUUAUUAUUAUUAUUAUUAUUAUUGUUAUAGUUAUUGUUAUUAUUAUUUUCAUAAUUAUUAUUAUUUUCAUUAAUAUCAUUACUCUUAUAACAAUUAUUUUUUUCAGUAUUUAAUGAUUAUUUUAUGCAUUUUAAAAAUUUGUUUAUUAAUAUUGUUUUAAAACAGAUUUAGAAGAUCUUUGUGAUAAUGUAAUAACAUUUUUACAAGUGAUGUACAUAAUUUGAUUAUAUGAUUUCAAUAGGUCCAAAAAAUCAUAUGAUAUUUGAUAUAAAAUUACAGGCUCA
Molecule: messenger RNA, 4371 nt
Organism: Penaeus indicus
Lineage: Eukaryota; Metazoa; Arthropoda; Malacostraca; Decapoda; Penaeidae
Product: serine/threonine-protein kinase 3-like
Exons: 11
Biological process (GO): protein phosphorylation; protein tetramerization; signal transduction
Cellular component (GO): cytoplasm
Molecular function (GO): ATP binding; protein serine/threonine kinase activity
Source: RefSeq, a predicted model, not a curated record